CGAUGCGAGUCACCCCUUUUGGUUGAAAGAAGGCUGACGGUUGCACUCAAAAUAUUUCCGAUAAGAACAUCCUAUCCUGUGUAUCAACAAUAUUACCAUUCCCACAAUUAUCGGUCUUUCUCCGCGUGCAUCUUUGCUUUUUUUUAUUAUCAUUGCUUGGACUAGGACGCGUUGGAGUGGCUGUGGAAGUUGGUGUUGUUGCUUUCUUGAGAGUCGAUAUGGAGAAACGGUAUGAGCCAUUGAAGGAUAUUGGUUCGGGUAAUUUUGGUGUGGCUAAGUUGGUCAAAGACAAGAAGACAGGGGAGCUUGUUGCUGUCAAAUACAUAGAAAGGGGAACUAAGAUUGAUAAGAAGGUUCAAAGGGAGAUAAUUAACCACCGAUGUUUAAGGCAUCCAAAUAUUAUCGGGUUCAGAGAGGUAUUUCUGACCCCUACUCAUUUAGCUAUUGUCAUGGAGUAUGCUGGUGGUGGUGAACUCUUUGAUAGGGUUAAUGAUGCUGGUCGAAUAAGUGAAGAUGAGGCAAGAUUUUUCUUUCUGCAACUAAUAUGUGGAGUUAGCUACUGUCAUUCCAUGCAAAUUUGUCAUAGAGAUUUGAAAUUGGAAAACAUUCUCUUGGACGGAAAUCCAGCUCCUCAACUUAAAAUUUGUGACUUUGGUUUCUCCAAGUCCGCUUUUCUGCACUCUCGACCUAAAUCAACAAUUGGAACUCCUGCAUACAUUGCUCCAGAGGUUUUUUUGCGAAAGGAGUAUGAUGGAAAGCUUGCAGAUGUUUGGUCUUGUGGUGUGUCUCUUUAUGUCAUGUUAUUUGGAGCGUACCCAUUUGCAGACCCAGGAGAAGCUAACAAUAUAAGAAAGAGUAUUGAGAGAAUAAUGAGUGUUCAGUACUCCAUACCGGACAGCAUACGUGUUUCUGCAGAGUGUAGGCAUCUCCUCUCUCGUAUUUUUGUUGCCAAUCCUGCCAUGAGAAUCACCGUCACCGAGAUAAAACAGCAUCCUUGGCUUUCGAAGAAACUACCUAGACAGAAAUUUGAGGCUGAAAUAAAAAAAGAUUACAAGGAAACAUGGAAAGACCAACCAAGACAAAGUGUGGAAGAAAUCAUGCGGAUCAUACAAGAGGCAAGGAUACCCGGGCCAGGAUCCAAAGCUGUGGAUGUUGAAGAGGCUGGCGAGGAAGUUGAUGCUAGUGGCUAUUAUGCGAAACCUUUGUGACCAAGGCCUGAAUUUGUUGUCCGGUAUAUUGUCAAAGUACUUGAUGUGGCUUGGUAAAAAAAUAUAAUGUUGAUUAAAUAGUCAAAUUUAAAAUUUAGAUUUGUUUAUAAAUAUGAAAUUUGAGUUCGU
Messenger RNA from Gastrolobium bilobum, 1337 nucleotides. Its product is annotated as serine/threonine-protein kinase SAPK3-like. The record is from RefSeq and is a predicted model, not a curated record. Gene Ontology annotation, molecular function: protein serine/threonine kinase activity; ATP binding. Bases 219 to 1208 code for a protein of 329 amino acids. Gene Ontology annotation, biological process: intracellular signal transduction; protein phosphorylation. The transcript has 10 exons. Lineage: Eukaryota; Viridiplantae; Streptophyta; Magnoliopsida; Fabales; Fabaceae.